Messenger RNA from Cuscuta campestris, 2326 nucleotides. The record is from the annotation of a GenBank genome assembly. Lineage: Eukaryota; Viridiplantae; Streptophyta; Magnoliopsida; Solanales; Convolvulaceae.
UCCGACCGGGUCUGAAGAAGUGUUCGGGAAUGGAUUUCAUCUUUUUUUUUUCAUAAUAACCUUGAUUUAUGUGGAAGUGACAAUUGGCUUUAAAAUGUGGACAUACAAGUUCCCCUAAUUUAGGAGGUGUGUAUGGCCCGGGACGCAAAUUCCAUAAAACUUUCAUUCAUCCUUCAAACUUAUCCCCCCAUGCAACAACACCACAUUUGCUUCUUCUCUCUUUUCUUCCCCCAACCCUCCCUGCCCUUCUCCUAAAGAGGUCACUUUUUGGGAGAUCGGCAGGGUGCUCGGAGCAGAUUGUUGUUGUUUCAAGCGGAUAGCAGGCGAAGACAUCGGAGGAUAAAAUGUCUUCCCCUAUUGAGUCGCCGCCUUCGCCUGAUUCGUCCGAUUCUUCGCCGCCACCUCCUUCACCACCGUCGAAUUCAUCUCCGCCUCCGCCAUCGCCAUGGACAAAUUCACCUCCGCCGCCUCCUCCAUCACCAUGGAAAAAUUCAUCUCCGCCGCCGCCUCCAUCGCCGUCGCCGAAUUCAUCUCCGCCGCCGUCUCCAGAUUCAAACCAGAGUUCACCGCCUCCCAGCAACAGCUCGCCACCUCCGCCUGAUUCGUCGAAUCCGAACCCUCCGCCUCCACCGCCGCACUCACCGCUUCCUCCGGCGGCGAAGCACAAAUCGAGUUCGUCGUCGUCACACCGUUCGUCCUCGGACAAUGCGCUAUCGGAUAGCCAGAAAGCGGUGAUUGCGGGAGUUGCAGCAGGAGCGGGGCUUUUGCUUCUGAUUCUGAUCGUCUUCCUGAUUUCUUGCUGUUGUCGACGGAGAAAGCGAAGGCCGCGCGGUCAAAUCCAUUACUACAGCAAUGGUCAUGAAGGAGGAGCGAACUACUACGGAGGGCCGAAUGGAAACUGGCACAACAACGUCCACUCGGGGGAACACAUGGUCAAGAUGCCACCCCCUCCACCAGGCCCACCCAGCGGCGCCGUGAGCUCAGAGUACGGCUGGCCAAUCGCUCCACCUCCGCCCCCGCCGCCAAUGAUGAGCAGCGGAGAGAUGAACUCCGCCGCCUUCUCCGGCCAACACCAACCUGCCGCGGCGGCAACACAGCCUCCUCCUCCGCCCAUGUCACUCGGCUUCAACCAGAGCAGCUUCACUUACAACGACUUAGCCGCCGCAACAGGGGGCUUCUCGCAGUCCAACCUGCUGGGGCAGGGCGGGUUCGGGUACGUCCACAAAGGCGUGCUGCCCAACGGCAAGGAAGUGGCGGUGAAGAGCUUGAAGUCGAACAGCGGGCAAGGGGAGAGGGAGUUUCAGGCGGAGGUCGAGAUCAUCAGCAGGGUACAUCAUAGGCAUUUGGUGUCUCUGGUCGGGUACUGCAUUGCCGGACAGCAGAGGAUGUUGGUGUACGAGUUUGUGCCUAACGGAACUCUUGAGUUUCACCUUCAUGGAAAGGGCCGCCCAGUUAUGGACUUCCAAACCAGGCUCAAAAUCGCCCUUGGCUCUGCGAAGGGCUUCGCUUACCUACACGAAGAUUGCCACCCUCGCAUUAUACACAGAGAUAUAAAGGCUGCAAACAUUCUACUGGACAACAAUUUUGAGGCAAUGGUUGCUGAUUUUGGAUUGGCUAAACUCUCGUCAGACAACUACACUCAUGUCUCCACGCGCAUCAUGGGAACGUUUGGAUACCUUGCUCCAGAAUAUGCAUCAACCGGAAAACUUACCGACAAAUCUGAUGUCUACUCUUACGGAGUGAUGCUCUUGGAACUCAUAACGGGAAGACGCCCUGUUGAUGUUAACAGUGAUGAAGAUGACAGCCUUGUGGAUUGGGCAAGGCCAAUUCUAAUGCGAGCGGCGGAGGGAGGGAGCUACGAGGAGCUGGUGGAUCCACGGCUGGAGAACAACUACGACCACCAGGAGAUGAACCGAAUGGUGGCUUGCGCCGGAGCCAGCAUCCGCCACUCCGCCAGGAGGCGGCCCAAGAUGAGCCAGAUCGUGCGCGCUUUGGAAGGUGACGUCUCUCUAGAAGACCUCAACAAUACCGCCGCCGUGAAAAGCCAAACAAGCAGCGCCGCUACGUUCAGCUCCGGCGGCAGCUCUGAGUUCGACGGGAAUCCGUACGACAUGAAGCGGUUCAGAAAAUCUGAUUUGUUAUCAAGCCAGGAAUUGACCAUGAGUAGCGGUGAACAGUGAAUAUUCAUUUUCUUUAUUUAGUUACUCGAAAAUAAGUAUUCAGUUGUUCUGUAAAUGAAUAUUACAGAAAACACUGUACAAUGUUUGUGCCGUAUAUAGGGCGCAGUAUAAGAGCCUAAUUAAUUAACUAAAUUGCUACCCUUUGC